AUGGGUCUCGCCGAGCACACAAGCAGGAUUGUCUCCGAGUUCGACUUUUCGGACGAGGAGCUCAAUCGCCACGUACAGGAAUUCCUGAAACAGACCGAUUCGGGACUGAGAGAAGAUGGAACCAGUCUCAGCCAGAUUCCGUCCUAUGUGACUGCCGUGCCGGAUGGCACUGAGAAGGGUGUCUAUCUAGCCGUAGACUUGGGCGGCACAAACUUUCGCGUUUGCUCCGUUUCUCUCAACGGCGACAGCACUUUCAACUUGACCUACACCAAGGUUGCCAUUCCCAAGAAUCUCAUGGUCGCAAAGACUGCGAGAGAUCUUUUCGGCUUCUUGGCCAAGCAGAUUGAACUCUUCCUCCGAGAGCACCACAAAGAGCACUUUGAGGGCGCGACGUCUCGUCGUAACACCAGUAGCUUCCCAGAGGGCUACCACGAUGAGCAGAUCUUUCGCCUGGGCUUCACAUUCAGCUUUCCAGUCCAGCAGCUUGGCAUUAACAAGGGCAAGCUGAUCCGAUGGACCAAGGGCUUUGAUAUUCCGGAUGCUAUCGGCCAGGAUGUCUGCAAGCUGCUUCAAGACGAGAUCGACCGACUUGGUCUUCCGGUCAAGGUAGCUGCCUUGGUCAACGAUACUGUGGGAACACUCAUGGCUCGUUCAUACACUUCUGCUGGAAAGCACCGCUCUAUCCUCGGUGCCAUCUUUGGCACAGGAACUAACGGCGCCUACAUCGAGAAGACAUCAAAUAUCAAGAAGCCAAUCCAGGGCGAAUACAAUACGUCAACUGGCGAAAUGGUUAUCAACACCGAGUGGGGCUCUUUUGACAACCAGCUCAACGUCCUCCCCUCAACGGCUUGGGACGCUGCGCUGGAUAGAGACAGUGUUAACCCGGGCAUUCAGAUGUACGAGAAGCGAGUCUCGGGCAUGUUCCUGGGUGAGAUUGUACGAUUGGCGAUUGCAGACAUGAUCCAGGACGAAGACACAUCCUUAUUCCGCGACACAAACUCCAGUUACAAUGACUGGUCAACUACCACAAACAUCAGCCCCAAAUCUGGGCUCUUGUCCCAAUGGGGUCUGGAUACCGCCAUCUUGUCCGUAGCUGCGGCCGAUAACACUCCUGAGCUAUCAACUAUCCGACAAGAGCUGGAGAACACACUGCUGGUUUACACUCCCGCUUUGGAAGAUGCGCAAGCAUUCAAGGCCGUUGCGGGCGCUGUUGUUCGCAGAGCGGCCAGACUAUCGGCUGUCGCAAUUGGUGCCAUUGUUCUCCAAUCAGGAAAGCUCGAGGACCCCGCCGAAGAGAUUAUCGACAUUGGUGUGGACGGCAGUCUGGUUGAGCACUACCCAUUCUUCCGAGAUAUGAUCUAUGAAGCUCUGCGUGCCAUCGAUGGCAUUGGCCCUAGCGGCGCGGAUAAGAUUCGCAUCGGUAUUGCCAAGGACGGCAGCGGAGUUGGCGCAGCUUUGAUUGCCUUGGUUGCGCAGAAGAUGGAGAAGCCUGGUGAUUUCCUUGCUGACCUGCGACGGGACAUUAAGCGGAGACUGUCUCAGCCAUUUGAUUUACCUGGUAUGUUAUUUCACCCUUGA
Messenger RNA from Trichoderma atroviride IMI 206040, 1578 nucleotides. RefSeq lists its product as uncharacterized. Gene Ontology annotation, cellular component: mitochondrion; cytosol. Gene Ontology annotation, biological process: carbohydrate phosphorylation; glucose 6-phosphate metabolic process; intracellular glucose homeostasis. The record is from RefSeq and is a predicted model, not a curated record. Lineage: Eukaryota; Fungi; Ascomycota; Sordariomycetes; Hypocreales; Hypocreaceae. Gene Ontology annotation, molecular function: glucokinase activity; ATP binding; fructokinase activity.